This is a messenger RNA of Lampris incognitus (smalleye Pacific opah), 651 nucleotides long. Its product is annotated as claudin-11-like. Gene Ontology annotation, biological process: cell adhesion; bicellular tight junction assembly. The record is from RefSeq and is a predicted model, not a curated record. NCBI's taxonomy places the organism in Eukaryota, Metazoa, Chordata, Actinopteri, Lampriformes, Lampridae. Gene Ontology annotation, cellular component: bicellular tight junction; plasma membrane. The coding region runs from base 1 to 651 and encodes 216 amino acids. Gene Ontology annotation, molecular function: structural molecule activity. The transcript is spliced from 3 exons.
AUGGCGCACAUGUGCAGACAGGUCGGCGGUAGCGUGGCGAGCUGCGCCGGCUGGGUCGGCCUCAUCGUCGCCACGGCCACCAACGAUUGGGUGCGCACGUGCGACUACACCGUCGUUACGUGCAUGCGCAUGGACGAGCUGGGCUCGCGGGGUCUCUGGGCGGAGUGCGUCAUCUCCCCCGCGCUCUACCACUGCGUCGCCCUCAACCAGAUCCUCACCUUACCAGCUUACAUCCAGACGUCCCGCGCACUGAUGAUCUGCUCGUGCCUGCUGGGCCUCCCCGCCAUGCUGCUGGUCCUCAUGUCCAUGCCCUGCGUCAGACUGCUCAACGACACGUCUGCCAGCAAACAGCGCCGCGGUCUGGUGGGCGGAGUCCUCAUGCUGCUGAUGGCCGUGUGCGGCGUCGUGUCGACCGUCUGGUUUCCCGUCGGCGCGCACCACCACGAGGGUCUGAUGUCGUUCGGCUUCUCGCUGUACGCCGGCUGGGUGGGCUCCGCCCUCUGCCUGCUGGGCGGCUCCGCCCUCCUCUGCUGCCGCGGCGCCGAUCCCAACACACCGAGGAGGGAGAACAGCUUCUACUACUCCCGGCGGGGCGGGGCGGCCGCGCCCCUCGACCCGCCGGCCAACCACGCCAAGAGCGCACACGUGUGA